This is a messenger RNA of Racocetra fulgida, 396 nucleotides long. Lineage: Eukaryota; Fungi; Glomeromycota; Glomeromycetes; Diversisporales; Gigasporaceae. The record is from the annotation of a GenBank genome assembly.
AUGGGUGAAUUGCUUGAUUUGAUUGGCGCUAUUUUACAAAACUUGCUACUAACGGUGAUUCUCGUUGCAAUCUACAACGGUUUGAUUGAUAUCUCUUUAUUAUUGCAAACCUACUAUUACCGCUCCCGCAAAACACCAAACACUGCUGAAUCUGAUAAUAAAUCUGAAGAAUCUAAUAAUAACUCUGACAAAGAAUUUAUUAAACAUAAUGAUUCAAAUGUAGAAUCACAAAUACCCAUACGUCAAUCAAGAUUUAAACAAUUUUUGAAAGUCUUUGCUGGAUUCUUUGUUAUCUGCUUUAUUGCGGGUCUUGCUUAUAUUAUUUCUUCUCAAACGAAGACAGAAUAUGAUCAAGGUGACGAACUAGAAUUGAAAUUAUUACCGCAAAUUUUCUGA